Messenger RNA from Vitis riparia (riverbank grape), 1609 nucleotides. Its product is annotated as actin-like. The record is from RefSeq and is a predicted model, not a curated record. Lineage: Eukaryota; Viridiplantae; Streptophyta; Magnoliopsida; Vitales; Vitaceae. Bases 237 to 1448 code for a protein of 403 amino acids. The transcript is spliced from 4 exons.
UUCCAUAUCCAGUCUCGCUGGACACAGCUAGGCCUUCACCUGGAUAAUAAGAUUGGAAUUAUAGUUCCUUCCAAGUUAUGAUUAGGUAAAGGGAAGGUAAAUGCCUUUCAGUUUUGGCCUUCAAAAAUUCUAUUCAUGACAUCCUCCUAAAGCAACCAAAAGGAGGCAAUCCAAAGAUUCAUCUCAAAUUUAAAGUUAAACAUCAUUCUCACCCUUUUCUGAUUCCUUUGCUUUAUAUGCAUCACCAGUCUUUUCCAGCCUCUUGCAUCUGUUCUCUCUUAUCUCCUCUUCAGCAAGUUGUUUUUCAGGGCACAAACAUGGAUUUUGAUGAGAAGCAGGCUGUUGUCUGUGACAAUGGGUCUGGCUUAGUGAAGGCUGGUUUUGCUGGAGACGAUGCACCAUGUGUAGUUUUUCCUAGUGUGAUAGGCUGGCCCCGAAACAAGCAUGCGAUGAUUGGCAUUGGACAGAAGGAAAUGUACUUAGGAGAUGAAGCUCAAGCAAGACGUGGUGUCCUCAGAUUAAGUUACCCCAUUGAUCAUGGAAUGGUGAGAGAUUGGGAAGCAAUGGAGAGACUCUGGCAGCACACUUUUGAGAAGGAGCUCAGGGUUUCCAUUGAAGAACGACCUGUCCUCUUAACAGAGCCACCCUUGAAUCCUAAGUUCAAUAAGGAGAAGAUGGUGGAGAUCAUGUUUGAAGCUUUUGAAAUCCCAGCCACCUAUGUUGCAAUUCAAGCUGUGCUCUCCUUGUAUGCCAGUGGCCGAACCACAGGUAUUGUAAUGGACUCUGGAGAAGGAGUCACACAUGUGGUUCCCAUCUAUGAGGGCUAUGCACUUCCACAUGCAAUUCAACGUCUCGAUCUAGCAGGCAGGGACCUCACAGACUACCUCACCAAGAUCCUAACUGAAGAAGGCUACGUGUUCACCACAUCAGCUGACAGAGAAAUUGUUAAGGACAUAAAGGAACAAACCACAUACGUAGCAAUGGACUUUGAGAAGGAACUAGCCACAUCAAGGGAAAGCUUAGAGCUUGACAAGCAAUAUGAAUUGCCAGACGGGCAAGUCAUAACAAUCGGAACAGGACGGUUCAAGUGCCCUGAAAUACUAUUUGAUCCAAGCAAAGUGGGAAUAGAGUCAUGUGGAGUACAUGAUAUCGUGUUGAAGUCAAUUAGAAGGUGUGAUAUGGAUAUCAGGAGAGACAUGUAUGGGAAUGUGGUGCUUAGUGGGGGCACUACCAUGGUGCCUGGCUUGGCUGAUAGGCUGGCGAAGGAGCUGAGCUCACUGGCACCUCCUGGGGUGAGGGUGAGAGUGGUUGCACCACCAGAGAGGAAGUAUAGUGUUUGGAUUGGUGGGUCCAUUCUGGCUUCACUAAGCACCUUUGAGCAGAUGUGGAUUAAAAAGGAAGAGUACAUGGAGUCCGGUUCCUCCAUUGUCCACAUGAAAUGCUUCUAAACACCAUUAUGGCAUAGGCCUUUCUUUUUCUUUCAUUUGGUGGGGUUUCAUCAUUUUACAAUGUACUCCUCAUUUUCUUCCCUAAAGCUGAAUCAAAAGCUGUCUUGUAUAUUCUUGUCGUAUUUCAAUUGAGUUCCAAAAGUGCUUAUAUUUUGAGAGCA